Molecule: messenger RNA, 2887 nt
Organism: Grus americana (Whooping crane)
Lineage: Eukaryota; Metazoa; Chordata; Aves; Gruiformes; Gruidae
Exons: 20
Coding region: 134-2887 (917 amino acids)
Cellular component (GO): perinuclear region of cytoplasm
Source: RefSeq, a predicted model, not a curated record
UCAUCGGGGGACCUGGACGUCACUGUCACCAUAGAGACAGCAACAAGGAUUCGGUUUCAAAAGGUGAAGAGAAGCUGGGAAUUAGGAAGGAGGAAGUGUUUUCUGCCACAGGUCUGAGGAAGGGCAGGCUGGCAUGGAGAAAGAGAAGUUCCAGCAGAAGGCUCUGAAGCAAACUAAGCAGAAGAAAUCCAAGUCGGCUGAAUUUCUGAUGGUAAAAGAAGAGAGAGCAGCAACAGAAGGCAUUGAAAAUCCAGCUUUUAACAUCAGCAGCACAGAUCUUUCAGCAUAUCAGCCUUCAGAAGAGAAAGUUAUUAGACAUGACAAGCCAGAUAGCACCCUUGCAGCUCACCAACAAAAACUCGGGCUGCAAGCCCAUGCUGAACCAAGAGGAAAUGAAUACAGCAGAAAUUACUUUGACCCGUUGAUGGAUGAGGAAAUAAACCCAAGGCAGUGUGGGAUGGAGGUCAGUGAAGAAGAUCCUGUCAAAUUUGAUGAGCAAAUCCUGUAUGGUAAGCUGAUGAGGCUUCUAGAUGAAGAGAACAAGAUGCUGGACUUCCAAGCCCAUGUCGCCAGUGAAGUUUUUGCAGACACUGUGAUGCCUGUCAGCUCCAGUAAGGCACGUGACCUUCACAGGGAGCUUGAAGAUGAAGUGAUUCCUUCAUAUAUCGAACAGUUUGAAAGAGAUGUUCAGGAUGACAUAAUUCUGCUUGGCAGCUUUUCACUGGAACAGGACUCAAAGCACCACAAGGAAAUCUCUCACCACAAGAAACAAAAGUUGCAGGCCAGGAUUCAUGAACUCUUUCAGAGAGUGGGAAGUCAGCCGUUGGAAGCAGAGGAGAAUGGAUGUGAAGAAGAAAUGGCAGCCAGCUUUGGUAACCUUGCAGGUGUGAAUACUGGAUUAAAUGGAGCAGCAGGACCUUGUGGGAAGGUUGACUGCUCCAAGAUACCGCAGCCGAUAGAAAUUCACAUCAAAUGCCUGAGGGGAGUCAAAGAUAAGGUCCCCAAAGGUCACUACACCCUCAAAGUUUCUGUUCUCAGCCGCUUAGGUGGUGGCUCGCUGGAGUGGCCCGAACUAAAGAACCAGCCUUUGGCCAGGGCAACGCUGCCUGUUAGUCAUGAUGGCAACUUCUACAACACUGAAAUCUACUUCGGACAAAGUAUCCAGACAGUUCUGCCACCUAGAAAAGCUGUGAAGCCAGGUAUGGUCCUCCUCUUUGAACUCUUCCUUCUUCGUGGGACCUGUACUUGGAUUGAUCGAGAAGUGGGAUGGGGAGCUUUUCCCUUGUGUGACAACAAUUUUAAUACUUUGGAGGGAAAGUUUAAAUGUCCCUUCCUCAGAGGCCAUUACGACUCCAAAGUUGACAGAUUCAAAAAAAUUGAAAAUUUUAUUUCUCAAGACUUGGAUCAUUGGUUAUGCAAUCUCUACUUUCAGAUAAUUAAACUACCACAGGAUUCAGAUAAGCAAAAUAAGUAUGAUAUGCACCUUUAUCUCCCUCCUGAACUUCUCACGUAUUCAAGCAUUGCUGAAAAGAAUGGUGUCUCAGAGAAGGUGGAACAGUCUGGACCACAAGGGCAACCUCUGACCUCCCCGAAAGAUCCUGACACCCAUAAGGGAAGUAUUCCCACUGCUGUAAAGGAAGUGGAAAAGCAGUUUAAUGCCGCGAAAGGAGGAGAAGCGUGUGUGUCAGAAGAAGCUGGAAGGAAAAGAGAAGAGCUUAAAAUGCUUCCAGCAGAGGAUGAUUUUUACCAAGAUUGCUGUGGCAGUGCAGACAAGCACUAUGGCUCAUUUCAACCAAAGGAAGACCAAGGAGGACACCACAAGAUCAACUGGAAUAACCCACCUGACCAAUGUUAUCAAGAAACAUCAGGUCCUGGGAACAAUGCAAGCCUGGAAGAAGGGAAAACAUCUACAGAGAGCAAUUUUUACUUGGAGGAGUUAGAGAACUAUACCUUUUCUGUGUGCUGCCGUUCUGCUGCUGAAGUGAAACUGUCCAGGCGUGUUGUCGAGCGUUUCCAUUUCGUGGUAUACGCAGCCUUCUCAGCGCUGGGAGCUGCACACUGGCGCUCCAGGGACUUCUGGCUGCUCGCCCUGCUGGUAGUUCUGCUUUGGUUCCUGAGGCUUUACCUGCAUUAUUUGAGCCAAUGGCUCUUCCUUCAGACCAUCUCGGUUCCUGUCACGAAAUUCCAGAUUUUCCCGCACACUGUCGAACUGUGCUACCAGAACUCCUUGCUGCAAACCAGUGAAGAGUUGGUCAUGGUCGUGGUGGGACCCUUAACCUUGAACGCAGGGCUGCUUCUUAUGGUCCUGAUCAGAUGGGGCUGUCAGCAGCUGUUUGACUCAUUCCCUUCCUUCUUGUCAAAGUUUAUCAUAGCUCUGGGACUCUGGACAGUGCUAGACCCCUUGGCAGUGUUCGUAGUGGAUUCAGUCCUGGGGCGACUUGGAAACAGCGUAGAGAAACCCAUUGCUGAUGCUGCAAAGCUCUACUGGGUCUUUCUAAGAGCAGAGGAGUCAGGGAUUCCUGGUGCCUUAAUCACUGCGGUGCUUUAUACAAUCCUGUUCUUCAUCUCAUCAACAGUCUUGUACCUGUACUUUUUAAGGCUACAUAGCGAAGGUUGGCUGUUGGAUAUAUUUCAACGUCUUCAUGGUGAGGAAGGCACGUUCUUUGUUCCGCUGGACUUAGAGAUUUCCAGUCAGGAGCUGAGCUACAUUAUGAAGAGGGCUAAGCAGUGGAGAGGAGUCAACGGUGAAAGACGGAUGACUAUACGAUACAAGCAGAUAGGAGUAAUGCGGAAAAAGCGCAGAAGUUUGCAUCCCUGGCAUCAGCAGGAUCUCGACUAUUUACUUCAGUGUGCACAGGAUCUGCCUCGCAAGGAGGAAGAUUUGUGA